GCGCGGAAGUAUCAAAAGGGCGGAGGGGGAAGUGUGAUAAAGCGGGGAAAGGAGAACGAAGAGGGGAAGGGAACAAAAUUGCCAAAGGAGAAGAAAGGGCAGAGUACAGAUCUCGCCCGUGUCGUAGUCUCAGUGAUUGCGAAUGACGUGGACGCCGACUGUUGCAUCUCGGACUUUUCGCAGUGGCACAUCCCUAUCCCCCUCCCAACGCCUCGCUAUCCCCUCCUUGAAGCACCUCCUCUUUCAGUAGAAGAUCUGGGCAUCCCAGUGGUCACGUGUGCGUACUGGGAAUCCCAGUGCGAAUGCAUGUUUGCCAACAGUCCUCCAGAACAUAAUUUAAGAGAUGUGGGUUGUCUCUUAUCGGAACAGACAGAACACUUGUCGCUCGCGAUUGGUUUGUUGCCAGGGUUUUCACGUGAACAGAUGAAUUCAUCUGAUGAUUUAGGCUUCGGCUAUUUGUCAAAGACAUCG
Gryllus bimaculatus (two-spotted cricket) is the source of this 471-nucleotide messenger RNA. The record is from the annotation of a GenBank genome assembly. NCBI's taxonomy places the organism in Eukaryota, Metazoa, Arthropoda, Insecta, Orthoptera, Gryllidae.